Molecule: messenger RNA, 204 nt
Organism: Anisakis simplex (herring worm)
Lineage: Eukaryota; Metazoa; Nematoda; Chromadorea; Rhabditida; Anisakidae
Source: the annotation of a GenBank genome assembly
AUGGCCGUCUUUAAGAAGCUGAGAAAAUCGAAAGAUAAACAUCAUCAAAACGCUGCUGCAGCAUUGCCUGAACCUGAGCCUGUGAGGCAACUCGACAAACGAGUUGGUUUAGAGACAUAUCGUGAUUUUUUCACGUUGAAGAACUACUGGAAAGCCGUCGAUCGACGACGAGUGGACGCUGGCAAUCAACUUUUAUACAGGUGA